Molecule: messenger RNA, 2102 nt
Organism: Hydractinia symbiolongicarpus
Lineage: Eukaryota; Metazoa; Cnidaria; Hydrozoa; Anthoathecata; Hydractiniidae
Product: protoheme IX farnesyltransferase, mitochondrial-like
Exons: 8
Coding region: 101-1231 (376 amino acids)
Biological process (GO): heme biosynthetic process
Cellular component (GO): mitochondrial membrane; mitochondrion
Molecular function (GO): protoheme IX farnesyltransferase activity
Source: RefSeq, a predicted model, not a curated record
GUGAACCUGAUACUUUGUUGUAUAUAUACUUUACUUGUGCAUAUUCUAUUUUAUCAGAUAUAUGCAAUUACAAAUUGGUGUACAGGUAUGAUCGUUUAGGAUGACUUUAUUAAAGACUGGAGGCAUGAGAGCCUUAAAUCGUUGCCUCACCUGUUCAAGAAUACAACCAAUGGUGAAGUAUCAAAAAUUCCAUUUCUCGUUGAAAUCUAUGGUGGCAUCUGGACUAAAGGAUUUCGAUGUGUUGAAAAACCAAAAUGCGAGUCAUAUGAGCACUACAAAGACAAAUAUUCCUGAUGGAUGGAAAGAAGUUGGCAUUCAUAGUAUCAGAACAAGAAUUGGUUUGUAUGCAAAACUUUCAAAGGCGAGACUGACAGGUUUAGUCGUUUUAACAGCUGCUGCUGGUUAUGCUAUAGCGCCAGGAGUUUUCGAGCCAAAUAUUUUUAUCUGUACAGCUUUGGGUACCAUGUUUUGCUCGUCAUCCGCUAAUUCAUUUAACCAGUUUAUUGAAGUUCCUUAUGACUGUCAAAUGUCUCGCACAAGAGACAGAGUUUUGGUUCGUGGUUUGCUUAGACCAUCGGAUGCAGUAAUAUUUGGAUCUGUAUCUGGCUUAAUUGGCGUCUCUUUACUUGCGGGAACCGUAAAUGCCACUACAGCUGUUCUAGGAUUUGCAAACAUUAUAUUAUAUGCGGGAGUGUACACACCAUCAAAGAGAUACCACAUUGCUAAUACUUGGAUUGGUUCUGUUGUUGGUGCUAUUCCACCACUCAUGGGUUGGACAGCAGCCACUGGUGGGCUUAGUCUUGGUGCACUGCCUCUUGCUGCUAUUCUUUACUCUUGGCAGUUUCCACAUUUCAAUGCGUUGAGUUGGAAUUACAGACCAGAUUAUUCAAGAGCUGGAUAUAAAAUGAUGUCAGUGACGGAUCCAGCUAUGUGUCGACGUGUAACAUUGCGUCAUUCUUUAGCGCAAAUACCGAUUUCGAUUGCUGCACCACUGCUCGGUGUUACGAACUGGUCAUUUCCUGUCUUAGCGUUACCUUUCAACGCUUAUUUGUCGUUGUUGUCAUGGGAAUUUUAUAACAAUUCAAAUACGAAUACUGCUCGUAAACUGUUUCGUUUCACGUUGAUACAUUUGCCAAUCAUUAUGUUUCUUUUGUUUGCAUGCAAGGAUAGAAGAACAGUCGUCGAUGAAAGUGAAUGUUUCAAAGAUGGUGAAGAUCAACCCCGCAAUUGAAAAUACUUAAAUUUUUAAUAUAUCGCAUCUUUUUAUCACGAGUUCUAUAUAUGUUUAUAAACGUUGUGAUAUUUAAGGGUAAAUCUUUAUCAUGGCACAUACACACCAUUUGGGUCAUGUUAUUUCAUCACUAACAUAUUGCUGCACGUAGUGGGUUCGUCUGCAUCUCUGCCUGGGGACCGCGGAUCGAAUUCCGCUCACUGCUAGGUAGUAUGUUAGUGAUGAGAAUAGUAGUUCUUCCUCAAUAUGAUUGUAAUAUAUGUUAUUAAGUAAAAGACUUCAGUCUUUCACUUCUUUAAAUUCGCCUUGGUGUAACAACCCCCCGUACUCAGAUUUUAAAAAGGUUUUACAUGAAUCGAAAUUCAAAAUGCGUAUUUAUUUAUUGUUUUCAUCAUCAGCAAUGUUCGUUGUUUUUUUACUUUUUCUAGAUAAUCCUUCAAUAUAGUAGGCAGUAGUGAGAUUCAGGCAAGAAAAGAGAUUUUGAUAAGAAAUUUAGGAAAGUGAAAUUGUUUUAUGUGAAAAUAUUCGAUUGUUUGGACACUAUCUUGGUGGAGGUUGUGUCACUGUUGAUUUCCCAUUGUAUCACAGUUUAGCUGAUAAACUGUUCUCUUGUGUUUGCAGAAUAGAGAGGAAUUUUAUUGAGUACAAGAAUUUAACCAGACUGAAAGAAAACGCAAGGAAAAUAAUAAAAAAAAUUUGCGUGUUUUUUAUUUAUUUUAUUUUUUUUUAUUCUCUUUCUUUUCUUUUCUUUUAUUUUUUAACUGUACAAUAUAUACAUUUUUCUGUUUUUUCAGGCUGGUUACCUUGAUAACAACGUUGUUUUGUCAACCCUGGAUAAUGAAGAAAUUCUAAUAUCUCACCUUUUUUAUCA